Colletotrichum destructivum is the source of this 1970-nucleotide messenger RNA. Its product is annotated as Putative glycoside hydrolase, family 5, glycoside hydrolase superfamily. Bases 71 to 1612 code for a protein of 513 amino acids. The transcript has a single exon. Gene Ontology annotation, molecular function: hydrolase activity, hydrolyzing O-glycosyl compounds. The record is from RefSeq and is a predicted model, not a curated record. Lineage: Eukaryota; Fungi; Ascomycota; Sordariomycetes; Glomerellales; Glomerellaceae.
AUCCUUCGAAGACCCGAUCCCGGUCUGUUCUCUCGCAGUGGAGUCUGCACAAUUUCUCGGAAUAUCAGAAAUGCCGGUACCCGAUAUGUUCCACAAGCUUAACCCCGGCUCGCCGGUCAGGGUUUGGCGCUGGAGCUCGGGACGUCCCCAACCUGGGGCGCGGGUUGAUGACAUCGAGCAACCGAGCACUCCGCCAGCCAGAGGCGGUGUCUACCUUCGGAGCAUAGACGAAUCUGCGACAACCGAUCAUGGAGCCUCCACCGGCCUCUUCUUCCGCAAGUUAUCACAGUCACCAUCACCGUCACAUCCUCCAACAACACACUCAGGUUUAACAAGAAGACGAACCUGCCACAUCGGCUUCGUCAAGCUCUCGCAAUUUAGAAUGUUCCUCAUCCUAACCCUCGUCUUCCUCGGCGGCUACGUCCACUACCUAUGGAAAGCAGAAGCCGCCCUCGGCGUCGCCUGGGUGCCCGAUCCGGAGGCCAGACUGUUUGAGCAGCGGCCGCUCCUCCCCCCCAUUAAGGAGACCAGCAUCGACACCUACACGCUGCCGCUGCACACAAAGGGCCGCGACGUCGUCGACGAGGAGGGGCGCCGCUUCAAGCUCCUGUCAGUCAAUUGGUACGGCGCCAGCGAUGAGCUGAACAUCCCCGGCGGCCUCGACGUUCAGCACCGCGACGUUAUCGCCCAGACUAUCCGCGGUCUGGGCUUCAACAGCGUGCGGCUCCCCUACAGCGACGAGAUGGUCAUCACCAACCCGCCCAUCCCCGCCGAGCUGCUCGCCGCGAACCCGGACCUCGUCGGCCUGAAAGCCCUCGACAUCUUCGAGGCCUGCGUGACGGCAUUGACCGACGCCGGCAUCGCCGUCAUCGUCAACAACCACAUCACACACUCGACAUGGUGCUGCGGUGCCGACCCCUGCGACGCCCACUGGGCCAACGAUCACCUCGGCCCGUUGUGUCGUAUCAAGCAGACCGAGGAGGACUGGAUCCAGCACUGGGAGGCCAUCAUGCUACGUUUCGUCGACAACCCACGCGUCAUCGGCGUCGACCUGCGUAACGAGGUGCGCGGCGUAUGGGGCUCGAUGACCUGGGACAAGUGGGCCACGGCCGCCGAGAAGGCCGGCAACCGGCUUCUCGCGAUGAACAAGGACUGGCUGGUCAUAGUCGGCGGCACGGAAUCCGGAAACGACCUCACCGGCGUCGCUAAGCGGCCCGUCAUCCUCGACGUCCCGGACCGCGUCGUGUACUCGGCGCACGUCUAUGCCUGGUCCGGCUGGGGAAGCCUGGAGGGACGUUACUCCAAGCGCAGCUACGCGUCCUUCGUCCAGUCCAUGAGGCACAACUGGGCUUACCUGGUCGAAGGCGACCAGUCGCCCGUGUGGGUUGGCGAGUUUGGCGCGCCGCACCGGCCCAACAUUGGCGACGCCAACUACUGGAACAACCUGAUGCGGUACCUCAAGGUGAUCGACGCCGACUUUGGUUAUUGGGCCGUCAACCCGCGCAAACCAAAGGACAAUGUCAAGGAGACGUACGCCCUCGUCGAGGACGACUGGGUCACGCCCGUGCUGGAUUACAGGAUGAAGGACAUGGUCGAGAUCAUGCGGGCCUAGUGCGCCUCGCAGUUUUGGCUGGACGAUGUCCAGAGUGGCGGUCAGUGUUUCUCGGAGUCACUUACAGAGGAGCUUUUGGCGACAGUAUGCAUUUGAUGUGAAGGAGAAGGUGUACAAAAAUCGGCGUUAUGGAUUUUUGGUUCUUCAACCGGCACCGGAUUGGGAGUGCCAGCUUCGGAUACCCGGCUUUUGGUCAGGCAAGAGCUAGACGGUCACUGACGACGAUGUCCGAAAAGAUUCGAACCAUUGUUACGGGGUUUGAGACGAGUGAUUGAGUUCAUGACGCAUAGUUUAAUACACACACGGGUUGUGGCUCAAGUCAGUGCUAGUCACUGUCCUUGGGCCAUAGGCUGAAUGA